Molecule: messenger RNA, 2408 nt
Organism: Eublepharis macularius
Lineage: Eukaryota; Metazoa; Chordata; Lepidosauria; Squamata; Eublepharidae
Product: galactose-3-O-sulfotransferase 2-like
Exons: 4
Coding region: 57-1985 (642 amino acids)
Biological process (GO): glycolipid biosynthetic process
Cellular component (GO): membrane
Molecular function (GO): galactosylceramide sulfotransferase activity
Source: RefSeq, a predicted model, not a curated record
AACCUGGGCUGAUCUCAUUGGAUUAAGUCCCUUUGCCUUGCUUCAUAAACCAAACCAUGCACAAACUCAAAAGAUACGGGCUGAAGAAAUGGAAUCUCAUGCAAAGCAGACAACUGAGAAGACUCUGGUUUGGCCUCUUCCUCAUCUUCCUACUCUGUGUAACAUUCCAAGUUGUUCAGAAGCUCCAGUGCACCAGCAAAUGCCAAUUGAAGCAGCUUUCUCUCCAGCAAAGUAGAGCCCAUGAGAAUUCAUUGCAGGAUGACAGGGACCCAAACUCUGCCCACCUUUUCUCAAAACCUAUGGAGAAAAGCAUCACUUCACAAAAUGUGGUUGAACAGCUAAUGCCAAAGCCCAGUUUGGCUGAGAAAAAGAGACAUAUCAUGAAAUUAAGCAAAGCAUUCAACCAAACCAAGCUCCUGGACAGUAGUUUGGGCAGUGAGGAAGAGUUCUGGCAAAAACCCUUUGUGAAGGGUGCACACCAGGCACAGAUGUUGCAUUUUGAAAAAAGACCAGAAGGCCUGAACCACCGCUUCAAACAAAUUCCUGCAAAAGAUGCAUUGACCUUUUCUGCCAGUAGGAAAUUUGUUGCUGUAACAAAGGCUGGAACUUUCCUGAUCAAAAUGAACAAUUUUACAACAAAGAUGAAUGCAGAUGACCAAGCCCCAGGUGUGAAUGGUUCAUUUCAGAGUCCAACUGAAACAUCAUCUUCUAACCACCGCAGAAGCAAGUCUUCCAGAGUUACAAAAACAAACUCACAAAACUUUAGUGUUCCUAAAGACAAAAAACAAAGUGAGGAGGCAUCGUCAGAGAUGGACAAUGGGGUAUCACUGCCAGAGAAAACAGUUCUUCCAACAGUUGGAAGAAUGGUUGGAGAAAAUAUGACCAACUUCUCUCAAGGUACAACAUGCAAGCCUAGGACUCACAUCGUUUUUCUAAAAGUACACAAGAGUGCUAGCAGCACUGUCAUGAACAUCUUGUUUCGCUUUGGCGAGACUCACAACCUCACCUUUGCCUUGCCACUCAAUGGUGGUCAUCAGUUGAACUAUCCGUAUUACUUCACGGCAGCAGCAGUGGAGCCCCUCUCUCCAAGCAACGGUUCUCAAUUCAACAUUAUGUGUCAUCAUAUGAGGUUCUUUAAGCCAGAGAUUGCCAAAGUCAUGCUGAACUCUACCUUUUAUUUUUCCAUCCUCCGCAAUCCUGUUCAACUAAUGGAAUCUUCAUUCACCUACUAUAAAGGGACAUCUGUAUUCUCCAAAGCCAAGAACUUGGAGGAGUUUCUCAACCAACCUUCCCAGUUUUACAAUGCCUCAGCCACCGACAGCCAUUAUGCCAAAAACCUAAUGACAUUUGAUUUUGGGUAUAAUCACAAUGGGAACUUCUCAGCCAAGCACAUCCAACUCAUGCUGCAAGCUAUUGAGGCAGAAUUUGACCUUCUCCUGAUCUCAGAGUACUUUGAUGAGUCAAUGGUGCUGCUGAAGGAAACCUUGUGCUGGGACCUGGAUGAUGUGACCUUCUUUCCUCUCAACAGCAGACACAAUAGUGCCAAGAACCCACUUUCAGAAAGGGUUGCAGAGAAGAUCAAGAGUUGGAACAAGCUUGACUGGGCAAUCUAUGCACAUUUCAACAAGACCUUCUGGAAGAAAAUAGACAGGAACAUUGGCAGGGAGCGCAUGCAAAAUGAAGUGAGGAUACUGCAGCAGAAGCGGGAACAGUUGGCAAAGAUUUGCCUUCAAGGAAGUGGCAGUGUAGUUCCACAGCUGAUCAGAGACCGGUCAUUGGCACCACUGCAGUAUGGCAGAGCAGUAAUUAUGGGCUACAAUUUAAAGCCUAGACUAGAUAAGACAACAAGGCAGAAGUGCCAGCGCAUGGUGACACCUGAACUUCAGUAUAAUAGGCUCCUAUACAGGAAACAGUUCCCAAAGAAAGCUUUGAAACCCAGCAAUAUAGCUAUCUUGCCUAAACUGUCUGACCGUAGGGCAGUUUGAGACAAACACGAGUAAGAAAUGUGCUCUGAUUCAUAACCAGAAAUCAUCAAUAAUGUGGUAGCCUAGAUAAGGAUAAAAGACUGGCUGGGGAACAUGCCAAUAUCCAGAGCAAGUUUUCACUCACUGUUUGGCACAUCCUUUAAAAAGAUGUUGACCCACAUGGGAGUCAAAAUCUGCAUGAUCUUCCCUAUACUAUACUAUAUUAUAUCCCAAGCUACCUGCCAUUGCAAAACACCUGAGCCCAUGCAAUUAUUCCACUUUCCAAUAAUAUUGUCCCACACAAAUAUAAAUAAUAUUGUGAGAAUAGAUCAUUUUUGGGCUUUGUAAGGCACACAUCUAGAACCAUGCAACAUGCUCACUCAUAGAAAAUUAUGUAACAAAAUUAAUCUUGGAAUUCAAAUGAGGUGUUAAAUUUUGAUUGGG